This is a messenger RNA of Anopheles nili, 1887 nucleotides long. Its product is annotated as somatostatin receptor type 5-like. Gene Ontology annotation, molecular function: peptide binding; somatostatin receptor activity. Gene Ontology annotation, biological process: G protein-coupled receptor signaling pathway. The transcript has a single exon. Gene Ontology annotation, cellular component: membrane; neuron projection. The record is from RefSeq and is a predicted model, not a curated record. Bases 1 to 1887 code for a protein of 628 amino acids. Lineage: Eukaryota; Metazoa; Arthropoda; Insecta; Diptera; Culicidae.
AUGGACUGGAACGUAACGACAAGCGACACGGUCGAUCUGCUGAUGACCGUUGGUACAGCGGCCCUUACGACGAUGGCCCCAAGUACGGCGGUACCACUAACCAGCAGCAACUCACCUCCGGCUACGGACACCAGCAGUAUGACGGUGUCCGCGAGUGAUAUUACAAUCGCAUCGUCCGCGCAUUACCACGGAGCCAUUCCGUUCCCUUCCGAGUUGCUGACGUUCCUGCGGCACACCACGACCAUCGCGUCGUCCUCGUCGGCUUCUUCCAUGCCCACGCUGACGGUUACAAACUUCUCAACGUUUCUCAGUAACAUCACACUACGUGCACUGACGGCAACCGGGGCAGGUGGUGCGGUUGGUGGCACAAAUGCGGCCGAAUUUCCCGCCAACCUGUCGCGACGCUUCCCACCGCAUCCGUUCUUCAGUUCCUUCUUUAAUGAUUCCGCGUUCGAUAUCUGCCCCUCGAUCCAGAUGCCGGUUGGGAACGUGAUCUCGAUGAUACUGUAUGCGCUGGUUGCGAUCGUCGGUCUGUUCGGCAACACGCUGGUCAUCUACGUAGUGCUGCGCUUCUCGAAGAUGCAAACUGUCACGAACAUGUACAUCCUCAACCUGGCCAUCGCCGACCAGUGCUUCCUGAUUGGGAUUCCGUUUCUCAUCACCACGAUGCACCUGGGCGAGUGGACGUUCGGGAACGCGAUGUGCAAGGCGUACAUGGUGUCGACCUCGAUCACCCAGUUCACCUCGUCGAUCUUUCUGUUCAUCAUGUCCGCCGAUCGGUACAUUGCCGUGUGUCAUCCGAUCUCGUCGCCUCGCUUCCGGACACCGUUUGUCUCGAAGGUCGUGUCGGCCAUUGCGUGGACCGCUUCGGCUCUUAUCAUGCUGCCGGUGAUGCUGUACGCGAACACGAUCCACCGCGAGAAGGAUAAAAUGUCCUGCAACAUCAUGUGGCCGUCGGAAACGGGCGCCAACUCGGGGUCUACCUUCACGCUGUACUCACUUAUCCUGGGCUUCGCCAUACCGCUCACGUUGAUACUGAUGUUCUACUAUCUGGUCAUCCGGAAGUUGCGCACCGUCGGGCCAAAGUCAAAGUCGAAGGAGAAGAAACGCUCGCAUCGCAAAGUGACGAAGCUCGUGCUCACGGUGAUCACCGUGUACGUGCUGUGCUGGUUGCCGUACUGGAUCUCGCAGGUGGCGCUUAUCAACUCGCCACCCGACAUCUGCAAAUCUCGGCUCGAGAUCACCGUGUUCGUGCUGGUGAGCUGGCUCGGGUACAGCAAUUCCGCCAUGAACCCAAUCCUGUACGCUUUCCUCAGUGACAACUUUAAGAAGAGCUUCCUGAAGGCGUGCACCUGCGCCAAGGGUAAGGAAAUCAACGCCCAGCUCCAGAUCGAGAACAGCUUCUUCCCUCGGUUCGUGCGCAACCGUGGAUCCGAGCGGGGCAACUCCACAAAGGUGCUGCAGGGCAACAAUCGCCCCAACCGGGGCGGACCGGACGCUCACGGGCAGCUACAGCAGCAGCAGCAGCAUCAGCAACAGGCCCAUCAACAUCAGCUUCAGCUGCAGCAGGCUAACGAUGCCGUCACAAACAACAAUGAUGUUUGCAGCGUGAACAACAACAGCCCCCAAGGAAACGCGGCCAACGGGAAAAACAACGGACACGCGAGUGUCCCGAGCUCCCUGUACGGGGGUAUGAGCUCGGAUCAAAGCUCCAUCGUGCGUGGAAGCGGCCCGUCAACGAGCGUAACGACCAUCCAGUCGUCGUGCACUCGUCCAACCUCCGAUCCGCCGCAGGCAACCGCACCGACAGUGCCCACAUCGAACAGGACGCAGGACCCCAACGGUGACACUGUUUGUCGGCCGCCCGUACUCCACACGGACCUGUAA